ACAGCUGCGGCGGCGGGCGGGCGCCGCCUCCCGGCACCCACCACGUCCGCCCCCGCGGCUGUCGCCCGGCCGCCCCAGCCCCGGCCGCCGCGGCGCCUCCGCCUCCCCGCGAGGUCAGCCGGCGGCUCCGCCCGGCGGCUGCCGCCCAGGAUGAACAUCAUGGACUUCAACGUGAAGAAACUGGCGGCCGACGCCGGAACCUUCCUGAGUCGUGCCGUGCAGUUCACAGAAGAAAAGCUUGGCCAGGCUGAGAAGACAGAAUUGGAUGCUCACUUAGAGAACCUCCUUAGCAAAGCUGAAUGUACCAAAAUAUGGACAGAAAAAAUAAUGAAACAAACUGAAGUCUUACUACAACCAAACCCAAAUGCCAGAAUAGAAGAAUUUGUUUAUGAGAAACUGGAUAGAAAAGCUCCAUGUCGUAUAAGUAAUCCAGAACUUUUGGGACAGUACAUGAUUGAUGCCGGGACUGAGUUUGGCUCAGGAACAGCUUAUGGUAAUGCCCUUAUCAAGUGCGGAGAAACACAAAAACGAAUUGGAACAGCAGACAGAGAACUCAUUCAAACAUCAGCCUUAAAUUUCCUCACUCCUUUAAGAAAUUUUAUAGAAGGAGAUUACAAAACAAUAGCUAAAGAAAGGAAACUGUUGCAAAAUAAGAGAUUAGAUUUGGAUGCUGCAAAAACCAGACUUAAGAAGGCCAAAGCUGCAGAAGCUAGAGCUGCACAACUAAACUCAAGUCGCCCUGAAGGAGAUAACAUUAUGGUAAAUUUCUCUUACAUGCUCAACUUCCUGCAUGUAAAAUGGCUGAAGAUUUGGGCAGAGGAAGUGACAAAAUCUGAACAGGAAUUAAGGAUAACUCAAAGUGAAUUUGAUCGUCAAGCAGAGAUUACUAGACUUCUGCUAGAAGGAAUCAGCAGCACACACGCCCAUCACCUUCGUUGUCUGAAUGAUUUUGUAGAAGCCCAGAUGACUUACUAUGCACAGUGCUACCAGUACAUGUUAGACCUCCAGAAACAACUGGGAAGUUUUCCAUCCAGUUACCAUUCUAACAACAAUCAGGCGUCAAUGGCAAAUAUACCGUCUUCUGCAUCAAAUGUGAUUGGUUCUUCUACCUUGACUUCAACAAGUGGCUUAACAAUGACAUCUUCUUCCAACAUCACUAACCUUAAAGAGAGCGGUGGCUGCAGGAAGGCCAGGGUUUUGUAUGAUUAUGAUGCUGCAAACAGUAGUGAGUUGUCACUUCUGGCAGAUGAGGUAAUCACUGUGUACAGUGUCGCUGGAAUGGAUUCAGACUGGCUCAUGGGAGAAAGGGGAAAUCAGAAGGGCAGAGUGCCAAUUACUUACUUAGAACUGCUCAAUUAAACAGGCGGGCCAUUGGGAGAUUACCCAUGAUGAUGCCAUAUUUAUAUACAAUUAACUGAAUAAAACAGGUUUAUAACUAUCUUCCUUGUUAAUAUCUUAAGAGACUAAAAAGAAAAUAUCUGCCAUCAGAUACCGGCCUUUCUGCCAUUGAAGUUGCAUGGUAAAUAUUUCAUCACACAAUUCAUGUUAGAGCUUUCAUGCCAAGAAUGUUUUCUUACAAAUUCUUUCUACUGAGGUUUUACUAAUAAUAGCAGCUUCUACUUUUGAGCCCCAACUGAAAGCAGAACUGUUUUCUACUGAAUUUUUCAUUAAUGCAAGCUUUUCCUUUUAUGUGAAAUAAAUUUAUUGUGAAUUGA
Molecule: messenger RNA, 1715 nt
Organism: Sorex fumeus (smoky shrew)
Lineage: Eukaryota; Metazoa; Chordata; Mammalia; Eulipotyphla; Soricidae
Gene: SH3GLB1
Product: SH3 domain containing GRB2 like, endophilin B1
Exons: 11
Coding region: 151-1359 (402 amino acids)
Biological process (GO): membrane organization
Cellular component (GO): membrane; cytoplasm
Molecular function (GO): protein binding
Source: RefSeq, a predicted model, not a curated record